AUGGCUGAUAAAAGCAAGAUCUUGAUCGUUGGAGGCACUGGAUACAUCGGAAAAUUCAUCGUGGAGGCAAGCGCCAAGGCUGGUCACCCCACUUUCGCUUUGGUGAGAGAGAGUACAGUCUCUGAUCCUGUCAAAGGAAAACUUGUCGAGAAUUUCGAGAACCUAGGCGUUACUUUGAUUUAUGGAGAUGUCGACGGCCAUGACAACUUGGUGAAGGCAAUUAAGCAGGUGGAUGUGGUGAUAUCAGCGAUUGGGAGCAUGCAGAUAGCAGAUCAAACUAAGGUCAUUGCUGCCAUUAAAGAAGCUGGCAAUGUUAAGAGAUUUUUCCCUUCAGAAUUUGGUUUGGAUGUGGAUCAUGCUAAUGCUGUUGAGCCUGCAAAAACUGCAUUCGCUCUGAAGGCUCAAAUUCGGCGUGCCAUUGAGGCUGCAGGGAUCCCCUACACUUAUGUGCCUUGCGGCUUCUUUGCUGGGUACUAUCUCCCUACACUGGGACAGUUUGGACUUACUGCUCCUCCUAGAGACAAAAUCACCAUCUUAGGAGAUGGCAAUGCCAAGGCUGCUUUCAAUAAGGAAAAUGACAUUGGAACCUUCACCAUCAAAGCUGUGGAUGAUCCUAGAACCUUGAACAAGACCGUCCUAAUCAGGCCUCCUAAAAACACUUACUCAUUCAAUGAGCUUGUUGCUCUAUGGGAGAAAAAGAUUGGCAAAACCCUGGAAAAAACCUAUGUUCCUGAAGAGAAACUUCUGAAGGACAUCCAAGAGUCUCCAAUUCCGAUUAACAUUGUUCUGUCAAUCAACCACUCAGCCUUGGUUAACGGUGACUUCACCAACUUUGACAUUGAUCCAUCAUGGGGUGCUGAGGCCUCUGAGCUUUAUCCAGAUGUCAAAUAUACCACCGUGGAAGAAUACCUUGAUCAAUUUGUCUGA
This is a messenger RNA of Dovyalis caffra, 927 nucleotides long. The record is from the annotation of a GenBank genome assembly. Lineage: Eukaryota; Viridiplantae; Streptophyta; Magnoliopsida; Malpighiales; Salicaceae.